AAGAAAAACCCUUCUUCCUCCCCGACGCUCUCAUGGCGACGGCGGCGACUGCGCCCGCCGCCGCCGCCGCCGCCGCCCUCCGCCGCACGCGCCGCCGCAUCCUCCCCUUCUCUCCCCGUCUCCAGAAGCGCUUCGCCUCCUCCUCCUCCUCCUCCUCCUCCUCGGCGUCCUCCCCCCGCGCUUCUUUCCACCGCGCCUUUCGCGUCGUCGAGGAGGGCCGCCCCGAAACCCUAGAGCACAGAUUCUUCUUCUUCCCCGCCGAUCCCUCCGCAAACAGCAGGAUCUCGCCGUGGCACGAUAUCCCCCUCCGCGCGGGGGACGGGGCCCUCCACUGCGUCGUGGAGAUCCCCAGGGGCACCAGGGCGAAGAUGGAGGUGGCGACCACGGAGCGCCAUAACCCGAUCAAGCAGGAUACGAGGAUGGGGAAGCUUCGAUACUACCCGAACAACAUAAAUUGGAAUUAUGGAAUGCUGCCGCAAACAUGGGAAGACCCGUCUUUUGCGAAUACAGAAAUCGAAGGGGCUUUCGGGGAUAAUGAUCCAGUCGAUGUUGUUGAGAUCGGCGGAAUGCGCGUCAAGAUUGGCGAUGUUAUAAAGGUGAAACCCUUAGCAGCAGUAGCUUUGAUUGACGAAGGGGAGCUGGAUUGGAAGAUUGUUGCUAUCUCAUUAGAUCACCCGAGAGCUUCUCUUGUGAAUGAUGCGAACGACGUCGAGAAGCACUUUCCGGGAACUCUUACUGCUAUUAGGGAAUGGUAUAGAGAUUACAAGAUUCCUGAGGGAAAGCCGCCCAACCGAUUCGGUUUCAGCAAUAAGGCGUUAAACAAGGAUUAUGCUCUAGAGGUCAUUACGAAGACAAAUGAAUCAUGGAGAAACUUAGUGGAAGGGUCUGUUCCCUCCGGAGAGCUUUCCUUAGUGUGAGCAUCUGCCCUGCUGGUGCUCACUGCUCAGAAGACCAUCACAUUUUUGUUUUUUCCCAGUUAUUGAUUUAAGCAAGUUGGAAAUAUCACGAGCAAAAGUUUCAUGUGUGUAUUACACUUGUAGUCCUCUACCAUCGUUUAUGGAAACAGCAUUAGUAAUAAGUUAAUAGUAAUAUAUCCUACUAGAUAAUACUUUUAUCACUUGCGAAAUAAAAGGUUUUGAUAGAGAA
Molecule: messenger RNA, 1146 nt
Organism: Ananas comosus (pineapple)
Lineage: Eukaryota; Viridiplantae; Streptophyta; Magnoliopsida; Poales; Bromeliaceae
Product: soluble inorganic pyrophosphatase 6, chloroplastic-like
Exons: 5
Coding region: 33-917 (294 amino acids)
Biological process (GO): phosphate-containing compound metabolic process
Cellular component (GO): cytoplasm
Molecular function (GO): inorganic diphosphate phosphatase activity; magnesium ion binding
Source: RefSeq, a predicted model, not a curated record